Messenger RNA from Aspergillus bombycis, 1089 nucleotides. RefSeq lists its product as uncharacterized. The transcript has 3 exons. Gene Ontology annotation, biological process: actin filament bundle assembly; actin cortical patch localization. Lineage: Eukaryota; Fungi; Ascomycota; Eurotiomycetes; Eurotiales; Aspergillaceae. The coding region runs from base 1 to 1089 and encodes 362 amino acids. The record is from RefSeq and is a predicted model, not a curated record. Gene Ontology annotation, molecular function: phosphatidylinositol binding; actin filament binding. Gene Ontology annotation, cellular component: actin cortical patch.
AUGCCGAGGGGAUUGCACAACCCGCUACCUGCCUCCUUGCGCAGCGAAUGCAAGAAGGCAAGCCAAAUUCUUGAAUCCUUCUUAGAAGCACCACACUUCGGAAACCCUGGGAAAGAGCUCCCGGGAAAGGUGCUCGCCAAUGCCAAGGGUCUGGCAAUAUGCACAGUAGCGAAAGCUGGAAUGCUAGGAUCUGCCCGCUUCGGGUCCGGCCUAGUCAUCGCACGACUGGAUAACGGCAGCUGGUCUGCCCCGUCCGCGAUUUCAUUAGCCGGGGUCGGAUUCGGUGGUCAAUGGGGAUUCGAAUUGACUGAUUUCGUCUUUAUUCUCGACGAUGCCGGACUUCGCUCCUUUUUACGAAUGGGAAGCUUGACCUUGGGCGCGAACAUCUCACUUGCGUUCGGGCCGGUCGGGAGGAACGCCGAAUUCACUACCAAUGCUAAUAUGGAGGGCUUCGCAACGAUGUACGCCUAUUCCAAAACCAAGGGGUUAUUCGGUGGUGUUAGCGUUGAAGGGGGCAUGAUGGUGGAACGAAGGCAUGCAAACAAGAAACUCUAUAAGUGCAAGGUCAGUGUGAGUCAGUUACUCAGCGGAGAGAUACCACCUCCACCCGAGGCUACGCCUCUCCUGCAGCUUCUACAAUCAGACGCAUUCCAAAGAAGGGAAACGCUUCCCGUUUCAGAGCCGACAACCCGAAGUUUGGACCCGGUCCCCCAGGGCCUGGAGUUGCCUACAGGGCCUGAGAAUCAAUCACCAGCGGAAUUGUCUCCAGAGGGAGUUCAACCAAAUGCCCGUCAUUUACCGGCUGAACUGCAUGGAGAGUCAAGUGUCUCACUGCCCGCUGAACCACCUGCCGACGCAAUCAUCAAUGUACCCAACGAGCCGGCAGCGACGCCUGUCAGCGCAGAAGAGGAGCGACCACAAACCCGUACCCCGACACCGUCUGGGGUAGAGAGAGAAGCACAUGACACAUUAUCCCCUGAAACGGUAUCCUUGAAGACGCGUUCAGAACCAAAAACGGACACGCCGGUUGAGAUGAAGAGCCCAGUUGUGGUCGAACCGAGAGUCCAUGCGCCCUCGCAGACUGUCUAA